Molecule: messenger RNA, 882 nt
Organism: Histoplasma mississippiense
Lineage: Eukaryota; Fungi; Ascomycota; Eurotiomycetes; Onygenales; Ajellomycetaceae
Exons: 4
Coding region: 1-882 (293 amino acids)
Molecular function (GO): nucleic acid binding
Source: RefSeq, a predicted model, not a curated record
AUGCCUUGGCCUCCAUAUUCUCCAGAUUUGAAUCCUAUAGAGAAUCUUUGGGCACUGUUGAAGCAGGAGAUCUAUAAGCUGCAUCCAGAGCUGGAGCAUGCAUCAGAUACAGUAGCUACAAAAAGAGCUUUAAUAGAGGCAGCUAAGGAGGCAUGGAAUGCAAUUGAUGAUAGCAUUCCAUAUAAUCUUUCUGCUACAAUGCCUCAUCGAUGUGGGCGUGAUCCAUUUAACCGCCCAACCAAACCACGCAAUGAGAUGAUGUCAAACUGGCAGGAAGAAUACUUGUUAGCUUUAGGAGUGAGGGAUGCGCGUGAACAAGCAAACGCUGCUAUUUACGAUGCCUACACCCGCCUAGCCGACCGCACAAGCAAAGCCCAUUCCUCCUCUUCCCCGACCAGGCCCGCCGGCUCGCCUGCCGGUAACAUCCAUGAAAACAACAACAGAAAGCUCGCCCCCUCAUCCAAACGACAGCAUGGAAGCGAGGCAUCGGCCCCCAACGACGCGCUCCUAGCUGCUGCGCGACAAGAUCUUUCCGAAGCACAGCGCUCGCGCACAGAGCUACUAGAUAAACUUGCCAAGACGAGCGCGGAGCUGGAGAAGCUGCAGCGGAAAACGAAUGCGAAUGCGCGCAGCAUUGAGGAGCUGAGCGCGGAAAAGGCGCUGUUGCUGACUAGGGUGAAGGAUCGAGAUGAGGAACUGAGGGGGAAGGCGAAGCUGUUAGAUAACGUGCAAACGGAGCUCGUAUCACUGAAUCUACAGUUUAAUAUGGCAGAGGACCGUGCGAAGAGGCUGGAGGCCGAGAACAAGGAAUUGGUUGAUCGAUGGAUGGCAAGGAUGGGGCAGGAGGCGGAUGCCAUGAAUAAGGCAUCCAAGUUUUCCUGA